Cucurbita moschata (crookneck pumpkin) is the source of this 552-nucleotide messenger RNA. Its product is annotated as glycine-rich protein DOT1-like. The transcript is spliced from 3 exons. The record is from RefSeq and is a predicted model, not a curated record. NCBI's taxonomy places the organism in Eukaryota, Viridiplantae, Streptophyta, Magnoliopsida, Cucurbitales, Cucurbitaceae. The coding region runs from base 1 to 552 and encodes 183 amino acids.
AUGGAUGUUAAUGGGACUUCUGCGACUAUAUGGUGGCAGCUACUUUGUGGUGGGCGUGAUGGUGGUGAGGGCUUGGGGCACCUUCUUUGUGGUGGGUGUGGUGAGCAUGGUGGGCAUGCUCGGGGUGGUGGGGGUGGCUUGGAGCAGCUACAUGAUGGUGGCCAUGGUGAGCAUGGUGGGCAUGCUCGGGGUGGUGGGGGUGGCUUGGAGCAGCUACAUGAUGGUGGCCGUGGUGAGCAUGGUGGGCAUGCUCGGGGUGGUGGGGGUGGCUUGGAGCAGCUACAUGAUGGUGGCCGUGGUGGUGGUGGUGACUGCCAUAAUGAGUUGGCAGGUGGUGGUGAGGGCUCGGAGCAGCCACAUGAUGGUGGCCAUGGUGGUGAUGAUGGUGGUGGUGGUGAGGGCUUGAUGCACCGUGACUGUCAUGAUGAGUUGGCGCAUGAUGGUGAUGGUGGUGGCGGCGGUGGUGAUGAUGAUGUGGGCCUGGAGAGGCUGCUUUGUGGUGGCUGUCGUGAUGAGUUGGUGCAGGAUCUAGGCUUUCAUGAGAUUCAGUAG